Molecule: messenger RNA, 1161 nt
Organism: Symbiodinium sp. CCMP2592
Lineage: Eukaryota; Dinophyceae; Suessiales; Symbiodiniaceae
Source: the annotation of a GenBank genome assembly
AUGGCGCACUCAUGUGCGGACAUCGAGAACACGGUGUAUGCAGCCAUCAAUGAGGUCAAAUGGCUGGAAGUCGAGGCAAAGCUCGGAAGGGGGUGCAAGGAGUUCUCUUUCAACUUGACAUUCCACGAGUCCCCGGAGCAGGCCGCACUCGGCUUCUGUCGCGAGAAUGUGCUGCGUGGCUUGAAGGUCAACCUUUCUGACGCGGGCACCGGGAUCAACGAGCCUCCGGCAUUGCAAAGUCAGAGUGUGGCUGUUUCGCGGGCGGACUCUGUUGCAGGCAGUUCCGACACGGACCCGCCGCCGGCCAAGAAGAUCAAGAAAUCCACCGCGGUCGAGGUCAAGCUCACGCCGCAGCGGAACUUCAUCAUCCUGGAGCACAAAGUGAACCUGAUGAAGGCCCUUGAGAGUGGCAAGGCCACCAUGGUGAAGGACAAGAAGUUCUAUUUGACAGGGCUCCAGAUCGACAUCGACAACGUGGACUUCAAGGUGCACAAGUGUUCCCUGGCUGCCAAGGUCAACGCACAGGACUUGAGCAGCGGUGGUGACGGCACGGAGGCAACGCUUCCAAAGUUUGCAUUUUUCAGCGUCGCCAAUGGCGCAUCUGGAAGCCGUGUGCAUCGGGCAUUGAUGAGUGCGAGUCCGGGGACAUUUGGUCAAUUUGGUGACCGCUUUCAAAUCUUCUUCGGCUCAGUGGAAAUCGCUGGUAUGAUGGCUUGGCUUUGUCAGCCAUCAUACACUGCCAACCCCGUCAACACGAUGCAGAUCAGCAAACACGUCUUCAAUCACUUCCCGGGCUUCACACACGUCCAUGUUUGGCUGCUACUGUUACAUGACUUGCAGCUUAACUUUCUUGAAUCAGGGCUUCUGGAUCUCCGACAAAGUCGCGGUCGCGGAGGCUUCCCCGGUCACUGUCCUGGACGUGACGGUUUCCUUGGAUACAUUGCAGACCUUCACGAUCCAGUCUCUGAGGGAGAAGUGCACUCAGGAUUUCUUCAAGAAGGAGAUUGCAAGCACAAAGGCCUCCCUGGCCUUUGCAAAGGAAGACGUGGAGCAGCUGCAGAUGAAACUGGACAUCCUGCUCGCCAAGACGGGCUCGGAAGCGAUCCAGGAUCCCACCGCGGUCGAGGUCGAACGGACCGCUGCGAGGACCAGCUGAGCUGA